This is a messenger RNA of Carcharodon carcharias (great white shark), 450 nucleotides long. Its product is annotated as metallothionein-2-like. The transcript is spliced from 3 exons. NCBI's taxonomy places the organism in Eukaryota, Metazoa, Chordata, Chondrichthyes, Lamniformes, Lamnidae. Gene Ontology annotation, molecular function: metal ion binding. The record is from RefSeq and is a predicted model, not a curated record. Bases 89 to 277 code for a protein of 62 amino acids.
CCUUAUAAAGGGCAGCCGGCACUGAGCGGAUCACAACCUCGACAGAACAAAGCGUAUCCUCAGAGAACAACCAGAGAAAACUGAUAGGAUGUCUGACGCGCCUUGCACGUGUAACCUGGGCGACUCCUGUACCUGCGGAGACAAUUGCAAAUGUAAAGACUGCAAGUGUACAUCGUGCAAGAAGAGCUGCUGCGUCUGUUGUCCCGUCGGCUGCAGCAAAUGUGCUCAGGGCUGUGUAUGCAAAGGAGCCAGUGACAAAUGUAGCUGCUGUCAGUAAAGAUCAUCACUGGAGACUUGUUUUAUAAUGUGAACUGCUGACUUUUAGUCCUUUGUAUGAUUACUCAUAAAUGGGAAGGGGUUGUUACAAUUAAUAUUUUAAUGCAUUUUUGUACUUUGUUUUUGGACAUGUUCAAUUGCAUUUGAUUAAUAAAUUCUGUUUCUAAAAACCAA